AGACGUGUUUCUAUUCACGCUCGCAGGAAGUCCUUGGCGUCGAUAACAGCAAACCUAUACCGCACUCCUUUCCUGGUGCUUGUUUUCAUUUAAAUUCUUCAUUCCCGGCAGCGAAUCUCACCACUUGUUUUUAUUUAUGUUUUUUAUGUUUAAUCGAGUACCUGCAAAGGUUGCGUGACGGUUGGGCGGCGUCAUCAGUAUGCGCCGUCGCUACUGUCUGGGUUUGGGGCCUUGGGAACGUGUUGCCCUGAAGCUGGGAACCCGUGAGCGGCAACCCAAGGUGUUUGUAGAGAAGCAUAAGAUGGAGUCUUUAACUACACCAUUGGCUUUGGGGAUUUUGACUGGAGUUGGAUGUGGAUUGUGCCUGGGUUGGAUGGUGCGAGGACGAUUUGUUGGAUCCUUAAAACCUCUGCCGAGUAUGCGAAAUGCAGGGAUGGAAACAAGCACCAUGGGGGAGAGUGGGGAGUACAAGAUGGUUUUGGUUGUCCGUAAUGAUCUGAAGAUGGGGAAAGGUAAAGUGGCAGCCCAGUGUUCACAUGCCGCCGUGUCUGCGUACAGGCAAGUUCAGAAACGCAAUCCAGAUCUGCUCAGGCAGUGGGAGUACUGCGGGCAGCCCAAAGUGGUUGUCAAAGCGCCGGAUGAGGACUGCAUUAUUGACCUGCUGACACAUGCCAAGGAACUGGGAUUGACUGUGAGUUUGAUCCAGGAUGCAGGUCGUACACAAAUAGCACCAGGGUCACGUACCGUCCUAGGCAUUGGACCAGGCUUAGGAACACUAGUGGACAAAGUUACAGGACAUUUGAAACUUUAUUGAAAUGUACUGAUGCUGCAAUCAAGUGGGCAGUUAAAAGGGUAGCUGGGUCUCAAACUAAAUCCCAACGCAUUGACUCCAAGAUCUUGUUUGUAAGUCUAUCCAUAUUGAAUAGGGUAUUAUGUGAUGCAUUGUAUUUCUUCUUAUGUUAACGAGACUGGAGUGAAUGGAAGUGGCAGAGGAGGUAUAGCUGAUUUUACUAGCUCACUCCGUCAACAAAAAUGGAGCACAUGCAGAUUGCUGGUGAUAUCCAGAUGUGCAGAGGUUCAGCUGGGGUCUCUAAUUGAAAACCUUCACCCAACUUAAGGUAACUGAGUGAGUGCUGACGAAUGGAAUAAAUGGAAGUGCUCCCCUCAACAAAGCUUCUGAAUCCUAAGUACUUUUGCUCGCGAACAUUGGUAAUGCAUCAGCACCAGUAAAUCUCUUGAUAGAGGGCUCUUUCUUGCAUCAUCCUCCCUUUUCAGUCUGUUCACCACAGGAAGCGUACAACAGUGAUGUAUGUAAUACACUUAGAUGUACAAAAUUUCCAAAAUGAAUUAAAACCAGCCUUGUAUGGUGAAUCAAU
Chiloscyllium plagiosum (whitespotted bambooshark) is the source of this 1376-nucleotide messenger RNA. It is a transcript of the gene ptrh2, whose product is annotated as peptidyl-tRNA hydrolase 2. Gene Ontology annotation, cellular component: cytosol. Lineage: Eukaryota; Metazoa; Chordata; Chondrichthyes; Orectolobiformes; Hemiscylliidae. Gene Ontology annotation, biological process: positive regulation of anoikis; negative regulation of anoikis. The record is from RefSeq and is a predicted model, not a curated record. Gene Ontology annotation, molecular function: peptidyl-tRNA hydrolase activity.